Messenger RNA from Amoebophrya sp. A25, 2690 nucleotides. Lineage: Eukaryota; Dinophyceae; Syndiniales; Amoebophryaceae. The record is from the annotation of a GenBank genome assembly.
AUGGAUCGAUUUUUCGUAACAGUGGAUGUCGCUGCUGCGCCGGCCGAUGAGCCGGCAUAUGCGGACAGGUGUGGGAGCCAAAUGACGCCUGAUCAAGCCGGAAACAUGGUCGUGGUCAAUCGCAUGCUAGAAGCAUGGGCGACGGGAAAGCUGUCACCAUUUUUGGCUUCUCUUACAGGUAAGAUGGACUAUGCCACUGUUCUCGGAACAAGAUUGUCCGCUGUCUCGCGUGGCAAAAAUGAGAAGGAUGAGAGCAGAACCAGAAAAGAUGGAAGAGGGACGGCAUCUAUUUCGCGGUCGCCCACGAUAUGCAAUAGUUCCGGGGCUUCCUGCUCUUCGUCUUCCUCCAAUACUAGGGAGGUGCGCCGUACUAGAGAUUCGCCAGCGACGACGAAAGUAAACAGUUCCUCGUGUGAAGCGUCUCCUCGCGAGAGUAACCGGAGCACGGCAGAGCCCUUCUCACCACGCAGCCUAGGCACUGCGUGCAGUUCAAUCGACAGUUUGUCGCGGUCGUCGCCCCGAGAACAAAGCAGCAGUUCGAAAUCGCCAUGUUCUAGGAAAGGAUACGAGGAAUUGACGACGAUUCAGGCAUCGAGCUCCUCCGUUUCACUGGUGCUCACAGGACUGCCAAGAAGUGGAGCGAGCCCAUCGUCCUCCUCGAAGCCAGAGGCUCAUAGCGCUUCUGCACUCCUUUUUACGCCACCGACCCGCGCAGGAAGAAGGACGCUGACAGUUGUAUCGGCAACCCCUGAUUCAGUCGUAAACGUGGCUCCCGCAUCCUUUUCACACAAGACCAGCGUCGAAAAAGAAACUUCAUCAGCGGCAGCGGCUGCAGAUAGAGAGGAGCAGUCUACACACGGCGACUCAUCAACAUCGUUCGUUUCGCGUAGUGAUGCUGACCACUCGAACUGGAGUGGCACCGAAAACGAUGGUUUCUCAGAAGAUGGCGAGAUGACGCUGACGCAGAUAGAGGGGCGCGUUCGCCGCUUGGACGCAAAGAAGGCGAGAGCAGAAAAGCAAACCGCGGCCACUAAGGAAAAACAAAUGUUGGAGAUGAGCCAAGUAGGCAAAGAAGUCAAUAAUCAUAAGUCGUCGGCGAGUGUUGAUUCCGCAGGCUCUAGAAGACAAAACUACAAGGAAUCAGCAGAGCUGGCUCCCCCACGGCCAAUGGUGCCGGUGGAUAUCCCGGCAGCUGAUAUGCAAGCGCUAUCUCAAUUCUUUGCUCCCGAUUUUGAUUGUGACUGUCGCGGCCCUCCGGAUUUGAAGCAGGUCUUUUGCAGAUAUACAGGACUAAAAGAGUCGCUAAUGUGGCUUCAUUUCCUGGAUACUUUUCAAGUGCGGAUUUUGGAUACCAAUCUCUUUCCAGGUCCGCCGGAUUCCAAGAAAGUGUACCUGGACUGGAGGUACGAGAUUGCGAUUCCAGCGCCGCGACCAAGAACAGGUGGACUUGAAGAGAGGCAGCCUGGGGAUGAAAUAAGUGGAGGAAAUGGAAAUGCAGGGGGACGGGCGGCUUCCGCGGUAGCCAUACCAAAGGGAACGGAACCUUCUGCCUGCGGAGAUGCAGUUGUGGUGCGAGGUUUUAACGACCUCAUCUGCUAUACAAUCGAGCGAAAGCGAAUCCGCUCGAUGCGGAUCUUCUUCGGAGCACCAGACAAAUGGAUCAAAGCAGUGCAAUUGAUGUAUGGAUCUUAGCGAAAGACGGAUAAGUACAUAGUGAUAAAGCGAAAGACGGAUAAGUACAUAGUGAUAACAUAACCAAAGUCGGAAGAUGGAACUUGUAGGACUGGCGCGUGCUUAUUCUGAUUUACUGGAAGUCCUUAGUUGAUUGGCAGUUUUGAUAUUUUGAUGCAUGUUUAGAAUGUAACACCUUUUCCGAUUGUUGUUCUUGUUCUGGAUUCAGCCUUGACCUCGGAACACGUGUGUAAUUGGAUCAUGCUUUUAAGUCUUUUUUUGCAUGUUUUUUUGUCCUCUUCGCACUUAAUUCUUGUUUGAAAACAAGUCUUAGUUGGUUUGUACAAUCUCAAUCUUCACACGACUUCUACAUACUUUUUACCACCUACAUCCUCCAUUCUCCCAAAGUACUUCUCAGAUGAGUCAAGUCUACUAUUAGAAUUGAAAAAUGUCCAAAGACCAAACACAUGCAUCCUUAGCCCAUUCGGUGUCGUCCAAUUUUCCAAUGGUUCUUUGCAUCUAGUGAUGAAAGAUUCUUUAGUUUUGUUUAAACGCAGGUAGGUUCUGACUUAUCGGAACUCGCUCGCACUACAAAAAAAAAAAAAAGCGAGAUUAAUUGUAUUGUAUUGUAUUGUAUUGCACAGCAAUAGUCGAAAAACUUUACGAGGAAGAGCGUAUGAAUGAAACAAGACUGUCUUAGAAAUGUCGAGCCACUCAACCGUCUUAUAAUUGAUUUCUUGUUUUUGCGAAGAUAGUUAGUUGAAUUUUUUCUUCAAUUAGCUUGGGUGUGUUUUCCACAAGAAAUUGUCAUAGGUCCAUCAGUAAAAGUACUUGAAUUUGUAGUCUACAGCUUGUUGAUUUCGCGGUUGAGGUAUGACCAUGAGUCACUUACUCGUCUGGUUGUUCUCUUUGCUAUUCAUUGUGUGAGAAGUGUCAACAUUGCAACCCACUAUACCAAGAAACAAGUGCUGUUAGUUUCUUAUGUUGUGGACACCAAACAAAGAAAAUGGAGAAAUGGC